This is a messenger RNA of Polypterus senegalus (gray bichir), 1596 nucleotides long. It is a transcript of the gene xbp1, whose product is annotated as X-box binding protein 1. Gene Ontology annotation, cellular component: nucleus. The record is from RefSeq and is a predicted model, not a curated record. NCBI's taxonomy places the organism in Eukaryota, Metazoa, Chordata, Cladistia, Polypteriformes, Polypteridae. Gene Ontology annotation, molecular function: DNA-binding transcription factor activity, RNA polymerase II-specific; RNA polymerase II transcription regulatory region sequence-specific DNA binding.
CACGACCUUAGAAAUUUCGGGCUGCUAAUCUCGCAUCAGACUGUGUAAGGAAUCGCCGAAGAGAAAAGCAGUAUGGUUGUUAUUUCUUCUGGCGCAGCCGGCGCCCACAAAGUUCUUCUCAUCUCAGGAAAGCAGACUACAACGCCGUCACAGCAGGGCGGCUUUACCCGUUCUGUAUCCUUGAUGUUACCGGCCACUCCUCAGGCGGCCUCGGAUUCAGACACCAAUGGAUCCGGGCAGCCGGUGCGCAAGCGGCAGCGUCUUACACACCUGAGCCCCGAAGAAAAGGCAUUGCGGAGGAAACUGAAAAACAGGGUAGCAGCACAGACUGCAAGAGAUCGAAAGAAAGCAAAAAUGGGUGAAUUGGAACAGCAAGUGAUAGAGCUGGAAAUGGAGAACCAGAAACUUCAAAUCGAAAACCGGCUGCUACGAGAAAAAACGCAUGGUCUCUUGACAGAGAAUGAGGAAUUGAGACAAAGGCUGGGGUUGGACACAUUGGAAGUUGAAGAGAAAAAGGUGGAGCAGUGCCAUGGAGAAGUGAUCAGUCUGAUGACCGGGUCUUCUGAGUCCGCAGCACUCAGACUAUGUGUGCCUCUGCAGGGUGCAGGCCCAGACGUCUUCAAAACUGAGCAGUUCCACAUGGAUACUGACAGCUCUUGCUCUUCAGACUCUGAGUCUGAUCUCCUAUUUGGUAUUCUGGACAUCCUUGACCCAACAAUAUUACUCAAGGAUGCAUCUCCUGACAUUCUUGAGGUCACAGAACCUCAAGCUGGAGAAACAGAUCCCAUACCUACCCCCACCUCUGCGUCUCUGGGGUCCACACCAGUUAAGCUGGAAGCCUCUAAUGAACUGAUCCAUUUUGACCACAUAUACACCAAGCCCCUGGCCGAAGAUGCAUCUUUGAAACUGGGUCAGGAAUCUGCCAAAGUAAUGAAGCCUGAAGAAGCAACCUUUGCUGUUAUGGACACUGAGGAGGAGGAUAAGGAGGAGAAGAGUCUGUCUGUCUGUGUGAAGGAUGAACCUUUGGAUGAGGAGGAAGUCCAAACUCUAAGAGUAGAUGAUUUCUUGACUUUGGCAACACAGGUGUCAUGCAAUGCUGCAGAGUCUUAUUUUAGUUUUUUAAUGGAUUCUGCCAGUGACUCUGGAAUUGAGAGAUCCCCUUCACCCUUCAGUGAUACUUCUCCUUCCUUGUGUUCAGACCACUCUUGGGAUGAUUCAUUUGCCAAUGAACUUUUUCCCCAGUUAAUCAGUGUUUAGGCCUAUUUAGAGAAAAGUAUUAUAUGCAAUAUGUAAAUGUCAGUCUGAAAAGGGAGUGGUGCCCCUACCUAAUGGCUUUAAUUCCUUAAAUACCCACUGAAUGUUACCAUCUUGUGCUAUAAAGGGUUAUAGGGUAGCAGAUGUAUUUUUCUAAUAUCCUGUCAGAAAAAGCUAUUUAUUAAUUUUUAGUGUAACUGUUCAAUGUUCGUUUGUCUGUUUAUGCAAGUGUUUUUUCCCCCCAUGUAAAUAGUGUCAUGCAUAAUGACCAUCUUCAAAGGUUGCUUUCUUCGUGUAAUUUUUGUUACUUUGAGCAAUUAAAAACGUGCAAUUACCGCUGUC